Molecule: messenger RNA, 685 nt
Organism: Pteropus alecto (black flying fox)
Lineage: Eukaryota; Metazoa; Chordata; Mammalia; Chiroptera; Pteropodidae
Gene: MRPL33
Product: mitochondrial ribosomal protein L33
Exons: 4
Coding region: 50-433 (127 amino acids)
Biological process (GO): translation
Cellular component (GO): mitochondrion; ribosome
Molecular function (GO): structural constituent of ribosome
Source: RefSeq, a predicted model, not a curated record
CAGGGCCUGCGGCGAUGGGUGGAGGCCGUGACAGGCAGGCCCCGGGACGAUGCAGGGCAAGGUUCCCGCGCCGGCCGGGAAGCUGCCGCAGCGGCCUUCCCAGGCCUUCAGGACUACAGCGUCCGGCAUGCCCCGCGGCACGCGUCGCUGCGGGGCGAGUGGAUCUUGGGGGUCUGCGGAAAUAGUUCGGGAUUCGGUUGUGGAUCGCAGGGACUGUCGAGUGUGGUCAGCAGAGUGGGGCGCUUCCCUCGCCCUCGUUGCCAAGAGCAAGUCAAAGAAUAUUCUGGUGAAAAUGAUAAGCCAAGCCGGGACAGGUUACUCCUUUAACACUAAGAGAAGCCGACUGCGGGAGAAACUGACUCUACUGCAUUACGAUCCAGUGGUGAAAACAAAAGUCCUCUUCGUGGAACAGAAAAAAAUACGCUCCCUCUAGACAAUGGAUUGAAAACGAAUUUGAUUUAUAAAUGAGAAGACUGAGGGCGGGAUACUGAUUCAGAAAUUCUGCAUCAUGUAAUAAAAGAAGAGGAAAUGACAUGGAAUCACUGCCUCCUGUGAUUUGAAGGCCAUUGUGAAGGAAAACAAUGCAGUGAAAGAAAGUUCUUCAUAUUAGGACAUAUAUCAUUGCAUUACGUUUAUUUAUCUUUCUGGAUAUUUUUAUAGCCCUUAAUAAAAAAUAUUAAAAUAG